UGAGCAGACACAUUCCUGGGGUCUUUCCGUGCUGUGGACCAUGCAACCCAGUGCAAAAGUGCACGGACCAGCAAAAAGGUUAAAACUCCGGCGUUCACUGACCCCCUCUAAUGCUGCCAUGUGAUGUCAAGUGCAUCGCUUCCGGGUUAGUGGUGAAGUCUUUUGCAAUGGUCCUCGGCGUGGUGUGGGAUCUCCCCGUGCUCUAAUGCGGACCCCCACCCCCUCCAGGCUUUCUGCAAUGAACUCCCCGGAGCGCUGCAGUUGCAUCGUCUCCGCUUCGUUGCGGAGCGGGGGCGAGGGGCUGCGGGUUGCAGGGGACGAGAGCCGGUUUCCCGGGACCUCAGCUGCAGAGCCUCAAUGGGACGGAUCUUGGGGCUGCAGUGGGCUCCUCCUCGACCGAAAGCGGGGCCUGGUCCUUUGCCACGGUCAGAUCUUCUUCCCCUUCCUCCGGCAGACAAAGCAAGAUCCCAGCCGCCAGCCACUCCUGCUUCCCGGGGCGUUUCACGCCCACCUGCAGAUCCACAUCCAGUUCCCUGGAGCCUGCAGCAACACCCAACCUAAACCUGUGUUGCCUUUGGCUUCCAACGAUGCAGGAGCACUGGAUCCCCAAUCAGAAUCUCGUAAUUUGGAUUACAGCCCUAAAUUGCCUUCAUUGACUGCUGGUCUGGUCAAGGCCCAAAGUUCCAGCCAAGCUGAGAUGCUGAUGGUGUUCCCAUGCCCAGAAUUUCGAGAUAUCUUUAAAUCCUUGUUUAGCAAAUCAGACAAAUGGCAUUUCUACAAUGAAGAUGAGGAACAGGAGCUCCAGGCUGACCCUCUGGAUCUGGUCUGGUUUGCCCUGCUGCGGUGCCCUGGUUGGGUAGCUGGUGAUGCCGUCGUUGGGGGAGAGACCCUCCGGUACGUGAGGAGCGAGUGUCUGAGGAAAGGCCAGCCGCUCUUCAGUUGUGCAUCUCCCUUUGCCUCAUUCUGCACCGAGAUCUUCAUGAACACGUUCAGUAAGGGGAUUGUGAGUAAUCUGGCAGGAGAGAGGAACGCGAUGAUUUUGACUGAUGCCCGUUGCUUACCAGGUACAGAAGGAGGUGGUGUGUACAUCAAAUCCCAAGAUCUGUACUAUCUAGCAGGUUUGAUCGUGGCACCUCUGUGCUGGAAAGCCAGUGAGUGGGUUGGACUGACCUUGGUGUGCUCUAUAACUUGCAUAUUGGAGACCAUUAGAAGAAUUCUGAAUGGAUUCGAGAUAUUCGGUCCCCCACCCCUGACUGCCCCAGGGAGUCACGCUCUAACUCAGCUGCUCGGCACUGUGGCCCUGCUGGAGUCUGACAGAGUUUGGGGAUCCGGUGUGGUUGUGGGCCCUAGACUGAUCAUCACGUGUAGACACGUGUUAGACCGAGCGCCAUCCGUCAGAGUGAAAAUACAGUCGGACUCAAACAGCUACCUUGUGUUAAAGGGAAGAGUGGUGUUUGCCACAAAGGAAGAUUCAGCCUACGAUGUGGCAGUGGUAGAACUGGAAGAAGAUCUCUCAUCCAUUGAAAUACCCACUAUUGCUUCUGAUUUUAAGAUGGGAGAGGACGUCUACAUCAUUGGCUACGGGGUUUUUGGCUGUACCUGUGGGCCCUCAGUGACAGCUGGGAUUCUGUCUGCUGUGAUCACUAUGGAGGACCAACCUGUAAUGCUCCAGACAACCUGUGCUGUUCACGCUGGGGCUAGUGGUGGGCCUGUCUUUAGAACCAAAACCGGAGAGUUACUGGGAAUUGUUUCCAGCAAUGCCCGAAACAACAACAGGGGAGCCACCUACCCCCACCUGAACUUCAGCUUUCCGAUCACAGUCCUGUGUCCUCUCCUGUCCGCCUACGACCAAACGAGGGAUGCCACGGUCUUUGAGGGACUGAACAAAGGCAAUGAACAUCUGCGUGCACUUUGGAGACUCCAGGGCAGAACUUCAACCCCUUGGAGGAGCAAACUGUAACUCUGGCAUUCCUGUUCAGUCCCUCAGUUAACAGCACCAGAAACAGAGGGGAGAUGGAUCCAGGAGAAAUGAAGCUGGUGGGAGUUUGGUUUUGACUCCAUUUGCCGUUAUCUGGAAUAUACUGAAGCUCAGUGGUAGCAGAUUAUCCUGUAUCUAAGGAACAUUGGAAUAAAUGGGAGGCAGUAA
This is a messenger RNA of Pristis pectinata (smalltooth sawfish), 2146 nucleotides long. RefSeq names its product trypsin like peroxisomal matrix peptidase 1 (gene tysnd1). Gene Ontology annotation, cellular component: peroxisome. Gene Ontology annotation, molecular function: serine-type endopeptidase activity. NCBI's taxonomy places the organism in Eukaryota, Metazoa, Chordata, Chondrichthyes, Rhinopristiformes, Pristidae. Gene Ontology annotation, biological process: protein processing; regulation of fatty acid beta-oxidation. Bases 206 to 1960 code for a protein of 584 amino acids. The transcript is spliced from 4 exons. The record is from RefSeq and is a predicted model, not a curated record.